Molecule: messenger RNA, 817 nt
Organism: Pyrus x bretschneideri (Chinese white pear)
Lineage: Eukaryota; Viridiplantae; Streptophyta; Magnoliopsida; Rosales; Rosaceae
Exons: 2
Coding region: 103-564 (153 amino acids)
Biological process (GO): intracellular protein transport; endoplasmic reticulum to Golgi vesicle-mediated transport
Cellular component (GO): endoplasmic reticulum; endoplasmic reticulum membrane
Source: RefSeq, a predicted model, not a curated record
UUACACCAUUGUUUUUUUCCACAUCCUUCAGAUAAAACCACUUUCAUGUUAGCAAAAUCAUUGAAAAAUAAAAUUAACUUUGUUGCUAAUUAACCAGAAGCAAUGAUUCAAAUUUUGUUUACACUUGUGUUGGCUGAAAUGGCAUUGAUUCUGAGCCUUUUGUUCAGAACCCCUCUGAGGAAGUUGGUGAUCGUGGGGUUAGAUCGAUCGAAGCAAGGACGGGGGCCAUUGGUGGUGAAGAGCGUGGGAGGAACCAUUCUCGUCUUCUUUAGCUCCACCAUAUAUAGUGUAUUCAGUGUUCAAAAACGUUUAUCAGAGGCAGGCUUUGUCAAUCCGACAGAUGAGGUUCUUAUGGCACAUCGUCUCCUGGAAGCAUCUCUCAUAGGGUUUUCCCUAUUCCUGGCAAUGAUUAUAGAUAGACUACACUACUCUAUCAAAGAGCUCCGUCUGCUACGAGGACUCGUCGAAGAAGUGAAGAAUCUGAAAAAGGAUGAUGAGCACAGGAAAUCUACUGCUCCUGCAGAAGUGAAGAAGGCAACACAAAUGAUCUCAUUAAUCCCCUAAGAAUAAUUCAAAUCAACAUAUAGGUUGAUCAUUGAAAUAAUGCAUAUAUAGCUUGCAAAAUUUUAGAUUUCUUCAUAGAUAAAUGGAUUACUGUGGUCUCCUGUAAAAAUCAUACAAACCUACAAAUUGUAAUUUCUUUUUAUUGAUAGUGCACAAUGUGAUAAACUGGAAGCAUGUGUGAGUUGGGUUAGAAAUUUAAUAUAUGGGAUUUGGUUAUUUUUUUUAUAUACAAAUGAUAUUCGACUUUAAAUAA